Molecule: messenger RNA, 152 nt
Organism: Striga hermonthica
Lineage: Eukaryota; Viridiplantae; Streptophyta; Magnoliopsida; Lamiales; Orobanchaceae
Source: the annotation of a GenBank genome assembly
GUCCGCCUUGCCGACAGGUGGAAUUUUCUAUUGAUCUUAUCCCUGGAGCCGGACCCGUUUCAAAGGCACCGUACAGAAUGGCGCCUAAAGAAUUGCAGGAAUUAAAGACCCAAAUCCAAGAGCUGCUGAAUCUCGGUUUUAUACGACCGAGC